CCAAAGUGAGCAGUGGUGUGUGAUGACUUGGAAAAGUGCCAGUGCAACACAGCUCACAAGCAUAACACAAACACAAAAGAUAAAGCUAAGAAGAAGCCAUCAUUCAAAGGCGUAAAUCAAGGGAUCAUAAACAUGAACAUGAACCAAUGAGUAGUUAAGUCUGCCCAAUCACACACACAUAUAUAUAAAAUUGAAACAUUUCAUCAAUCCAAAUCCAAAUCAUAACAACCCCGUUUCCCUCUCUGUGUAUGUCUUACCAAUCCCACAAGCAUCCAAGUUGGAAAUUUUCCAUCCUACUCAUUCAAUCAUCACAGAAUAAUUCAAUUCAACAAGCUAAGCCAACUAACAUCUUUUUCUAUAUAUAUAUAACUCCAUAUAUAUUCCCUUUCUUCCUCUUCCUCCAUCUAUGGUUACAACUAUUACAAACUCAAGAAAUUAAAGAUGAUGAUCCCUGCUUGUUUCAGCCAAUCCACCACCACUUCUAAUCAAACGCCGCCACAAAAUGUAGUAACAUGCAUAUACCAAACUCAACUCUUCAACUCAUCAUCUUCAUCAACAUACCUCACUCUCAGUUGGUCCAAAACCCCUUUCUCUCACUCCUUAACAAUCUACGCUGCAGAUAUAUUCACCACCACCAUCUCCCUAAACCCUUCAACCCACCGCACGGCUCCAAAUCCAUCUACUACCAUCAAAACCACCGCCGCCACAAGAUCAAGCUCCAAUGGAACUUCUCCCGGACGAAAUUCACUCAGAAAUCCCAGACUCCAGACUCGUGCUUCUACUUGGCGAUCUUAUGCAAUGGGAAAAUCAAAUUCUUCAUCGGUGACAUUAAUUAUAACAUUCUCCACAAGAGAAAAGACACCGCACGGCUCCAAAUCCAUCUACUACCAUCAAAACCACCGCCGCCACAAGAUCAAGCUCCAAUGGAACUUCUCCCGGACGAAAUUCACUCAGAAAUCAGCAGAGCCAGACUCGUGCUUCUACUUGGCGAUCUUAUGCAAUGGGAAAAUCAAAUUCUUCAUCGGUGACAUUAAUUAUAACAUUCUCCACAACACACAAGAGAAAAGCGUUGAUCCGAUCUUGCUUUCGAGGAGAGAGCACGUGUUUGGGAGCAAGAGUUACGUGUCAAGGGCGGUGUUCAUGGGUUGCAAGCAUGACAUUGAGAUUGAAUGCAGUGGAGGCUCGCUCAGAGUCAAAGUUGACAGUCAACUUCGCUUGGUGGUCAAGAGGCUUGCAUGGAAGUUCAGAGGGAAUGACAAAUUCUUCGUAGACGGCGUAGAAGUUGAGUUCUACUGGGACGUGCUGAGUUGGGUGGCCAACGGCGAUAACAAUGAAAAUAGUAACAGCAGCAACGGUGGCAGGCACGGCGUUUUUGUGUUCCAGGUGGGUGGCGAUGGCACCGUGUGGCCGGAAAUGGUGGGUGCCGAGAAGAAGUUGAUGAAGAAAGGAUUGUUGCCGGGCUCCGGUGUGUUGCAGUGGGCGGAGGAGACCAGUGAUGGUGGGAGAACCUCCUCUUCUUCGUCUGCAAGGUCUUCUGCCAGUAAUGGCGGCGCUUUCUCCUUGUUGCUUUACGCUUGGCCCAAAAACUAAUUUCAUUCUUUUGCACAUUUUUUUUUUCCUUUUUGAGUGGUUCUAUAAUUGAGCAUUACUAACUCAAACUAAAUUAUCAAAAUAGUCCCGAAACCCAUAUCAUGCAUCAAUUUAAUUUUUGAGAUUUCAAUUGUAUUAUUAUCAUUUUUAAAAUUGAUCUUCAGAUA
Arachis ipaensis is the source of this 1757-nucleotide messenger RNA. Lineage: Eukaryota; Viridiplantae; Streptophyta; Magnoliopsida; Fabales; Fabaceae. The record is from RefSeq and is a predicted model, not a curated record.